ACCAUGUCUGGACGCGGCAAGGGCGGGAAGGGCCUGGGCAAAGGCGGCGCCAAGCGCCACCGCAAGGUGCUGCGCGACAACAUCCAGGGCAUCACCAAGCCCGCCAUCCGCCGCCUGGCCCGGCGCGGCGGCGUCAAGCGCAUCUCGGGGCUCAUCUACGAGGAGACCCGCGGGGUGCUCAAGGUCUUCCUGGAGAACGUCAUCCGCGACGCCGUCACCUACACCGAGCACGCCAAGCGCAAGACCGUCACGGCCAUGGACGUGGUCUACGCGCUCAAGCGCCAGGGCCGCACCCUCUACGGCUUCGGAGGCUAAACUUCGGUUUGGCUCUCAGUUUCCCAAACCCAAAGGCCCUUUUCAGGGCCGCCCACAAAAGUCACGGAAGGGCUGUUGUGCGUUGUAAGAAUCUUUAUUUAUUUUUUUUUUAAUCAAAAACCACAAUUUGUUCCUCGUCAGGCUUCACGGUAACGACGUUCUGCGGCUAGACAAAAGAAACGGUCUUAAGGGGCUGGUCUUGCACGCGGCCGGCCCGGGUUCGAUUCCCAGCAUCCCUUAGCGUUCCCCGAGCACCGCCAA
Molecule: messenger RNA, 576 nt
Organism: Sorex fumeus (smoky shrew)
Lineage: Eukaryota; Metazoa; Chordata; Mammalia; Eulipotyphla; Soricidae
Product: histone H4
Exons: 1
Coding region: 4-315 (103 amino acids)
Biological process (GO): nucleosome assembly
Cellular component (GO): nucleosome
Molecular function (GO): protein heterodimerization activity; structural constituent of chromatin; DNA binding
Source: RefSeq, a predicted model, not a curated record